Lates calcarifer (barramundi perch) is the source of this 1068-nucleotide messenger RNA. RefSeq names its product calcium binding protein 4 (gene cabp4). Gene Ontology annotation, molecular function: calcium ion binding. The transcript has 9 exons. The record is from RefSeq and is a predicted model, not a curated record. The coding region runs from base 1 to 852 and encodes 283 amino acids. NCBI's taxonomy places the organism in Eukaryota, Metazoa, Chordata, Actinopteri, Centropomidae.
AUGCGAGAUGGCGGAUCACUGUUUGAUUACAUUUCUCGUCCCCCCCCCCGCUCUCACAUUCCUCUCCACAUUUAUCUGUCUCUUCCAGCCGGGAUGUCUCUUAAAAGCGCAAAGGGAAGUCCAGACAGCAGAGCGUCGUCUGCUGCCAGCAUGUCUCCACGUGGAGGGAGGGGUGCAGCAGCUGGCAGAUCGCCAGCCUCUGGGAGAUUCAAAAACAAGGCCCUUCAGCUCAGCCUCUCCAAGAAAUUCUGCUCAAAGUCACAGUCCCCCUCGGCUCAGGGAAAGGGCUCUCAUGAGGAGGAGUCUCGUCGGCGCGGUAAAAGGAGCCUCAGCAACAGCUCAGCGGUGGCCGCUGCCUACAUUGCCUACCUCAACAAACUCUUUGGACAGGAGAGAGAGCUGAUGCCAGAGGAGUUAGAUGAGCUGCAGGAGGCCUUUAAGGAAUUUGACUACGACGCGGAUGGCUUCAUACAUUACAAAGACAUCGCAGACUGCAUGAGGACCAUGGGCUACAUGCCUACAGAGAUGGAGCUCAUCGAGAUCAUCCAGCAAAUCAAAAUGAAAUGGGGUGGCCACGUAGACUUUGAUGAUUUCUGCACGCUAAUGGGGCCGAGGAUGCUGGCUGAGACAGCUCAUAUGGUUGGGCUGAAGGAGCUCCGCUGUGCCUUCAAACAGUUUGACUGUGAUGGUGAUGGAAAGAUCACGCUUGAUGAGCUGAAGGAGGGCAUGAAGACCCUCCUGGGGGAGAAGCUGAAGAAAGGCGAGCUGGAGGAGAUCCUUGGCGACAUUGACCUCAACAAAGACGGCAACAUUGACUUUGAUGAGUUUGUUAUGAUGCUUUCUGCACGAUGACCUCUGAUGGAAGAAGAUGGAGCAAACAACACUGGAUUCAUGAGCUGUACACCAGCUCGUGAUGACUAUCUCCUUCCUGCUAUUUUCUUUUAAUUCUAAUUCUUAAUUCCUUUUCUGUGACAUUAUGUAUUUGAAAUGUCAGACUGUAAAAAACACAUAAGAGAGUCGAAUGGAUCGGUUUAUAUUUUCAUAAUAAAAGUUGAGGUUGAGAAAGUG